Messenger RNA from Trichogramma pretiosum, 5519 nucleotides. It is a transcript of the gene Pvr, whose product is annotated as vascular endothelial growth factor receptor kdr-like. Gene Ontology annotation, biological process: cell surface receptor protein tyrosine kinase signaling pathway; protein phosphorylation; positive regulation of kinase activity. Gene Ontology annotation, molecular function: transmembrane receptor protein tyrosine kinase activity; ATP binding. The coding region runs from base 318 to 4733 and encodes 1471 amino acids. Gene Ontology annotation, cellular component: signaling receptor complex. The transcript has 14 exons. The record is from RefSeq and is a predicted model, not a curated record. Lineage: Eukaryota; Metazoa; Arthropoda; Insecta; Hymenoptera; Trichogrammatidae.
GGCCGCGUGCCGAGACGCAAGGAAUAUACGACAUUUUACUAUUUAUUCGCGAAUACGUACCAAAAACAACAAUACAAAGGUGCACCAGUGCGCGGUAUAACUGACAUAAAUAAAAGAGAGAUGCUCCGCAAGGAGUAAGCGAGUGCAGUGUGCUAGAAUAAAAAGUGCAGCCACUCGUGGGCGCUGAUUCAGAGACUGUCAUGUGUCGGAUUGGAAAGUUUUAGAAAAUAAUAAACCCAAGCCGGAGAGAGAGAGAGAGAGAGAGCGAACCAUCGACGCAAGGACAAAGACGAAAAAAACCCUGCAAAGGAGUCACGAUGAAUUCGGAGGAGAAACGGCCGCGGCAGCGGCAGCUGUUGCUGCUGCUCUUGGGCCUGACUUUGACGUUCUCGAUACCAACAGUAUGCGAAGCGCACAAACCGGUCAUCCAUCCGAACGUACCCGAAAUGAUAAUCAACGAGCACGAGUCACUGGAAAUCGUGUGCACGGCAACCUACGAGAUGGAUUUUCACUAUCCAGAAGAGGACGAUACGCUUAAAACGUCGAUCCAACACGAGGGUAGGCCCGUGUUCAAUGAAGCAGACGGCACCAACACGAUCAAAUUCAUCAGACCCUCUGUCCGUUACGGCGACACCGGCUGGUACGGUUGCGCCCACACGAAAAUGCAGUUCGACCGCUGGCAUCGCGAUUACAACGACCCGAACGCCAGUUGGAUCUACGUUUACGUCAGAUCGAACGACACCGUCUUCGUUCACGAGGAGAUGGAUGUACUGACGCCGAUAUUUGCCCCGGCCAACGAGCCGCUGCACUUGCCGUGUCGGCCGACGCUGCCCCAUUACCAUGUGGACCUGUCGAUCAACGACAGAGACAUCACUAUGGACGAGAACGUCAAGUUCGACCCGAAGGUCGGCUUCAUCGUGAAAAAUUUGUCGGCCGAGGACACGGGAACGUUCGUCUGCUCGAUUCGAAAAGACGACGGCGAGGUGGCCACUUACGAGGGUACGAUCAUAGUGACCACACCCACGGGCCUCAAGAAGCCGGAAAUUCUCUCCUCCGGCCUGGAGCACGUGACCAAGGGCUCGAGGCUCAGCGUCAAGUGUCAGAUCGUGAUCGGCACCGACUUGCGCUACGAAUUCCACUGGGUCACUCCGAGAACUUCGGCUUCGAGGAUGAUCGUGGACCCGGUGGAGAUAUUCGAGGGCAACCACAACAAGCUCGUCAUAUCGGAGCUGAUCGAGAACAACGUGACCGAGGACGACGACGGCGAGUACAUUUGCCGAGUCGUAACGAGAAAAGAAACUGUCGAGACCCAGAGAUACAUCAACGUUCACGAUCCGAGUCACACGUUCCUUCGACUCAAAUACACCGACAGCCGAGAAUUCAACGUCAAGACUUAUCAGCCGGUCAGCUUCACGAUCGAGGUGGAAGCCUAUCCCGAGCCAGUGAUCACGUGGUUCACUCCGGACGGCAAGAACGCGUCGACUUUGCAAAGAAUACAAGUGACCAAUAGCGGCUCUAUGACGUCCCUGAAAAUACCCAGCGUUCAGAUAGAAGACAUGGGAACUUACCACGUGCAAGCUUACAACGAUCAACAGACGAAAACCUUGAACUUCACUCUCAACGUUUUGGCCAAGCCAUGGGCGGUGAUCGGCCACAGCGUCAAGCCGUACUACGUGAUCGACGAGCCGGCCGAGUUCUACUGCAACGUCGUGGGCAAUCCCCUGCCCGAGAUCAGCUGGUACUACACCAAGUGUCCGCACUAUCCGCAGCUCGUCGACUGCGAGCGCGACCAGCUCGAGACCGAGAUCGUGGACGAUCGCAAUCCGCCGCGCGUCGACGCCAAGACCGAGCUCCGAGUCUCCCAGUCGGGCCUGAUCAAUUGCACGGCCUGCAACGAGUACGGCUGCGACUCGGCCCUCCAGGACGUCCUCGUCUCGGACACGGAUCUGCGCAACAACGCCUUCACGAUCCUCGAGCCCGAGGACAACGUGACGAUCGGCGACGAGCUGCGCGUCACCUGCGUCGCGUCCAGUUACAAUUUCUCGAGCGUCGAGUGGCUCGACGCCAACAAUCAUCCGCUCGUCCAGUCGGCCAAGCUGCGACUGACCUUCGAGGACUCGGCGUACACGCAUCGCAGCCACUUGACCCUGGCCAAUCUGACCUACGCGGACGAGGCCGAGUUUCACUGUCGCGCCCUGACGCCCGACAACGAGGCCGAGUACACGGUCUAUCAUCUGCGCGUCAGCGAGCCCUCGGCGCCGAGAUUCAAGUCCGUCAACAUGAACGGCACGGAGACGGUCGUCUCGGCCAAGGAGGCGCACAAGGUCCGAUACCUCAUUUGCCGCGUGGACGGACUACCCGUACCGCAAGUGACUUGGUUCAAGGACGGUAAACCGCUGAAAAUCAACGAUCAAUUCUCGCUCGAUCAAGACAAUCAGACGUUGACCAUCAAGUAUCUCAUGGAGAAGAAUAGCGGCAAAUAUUCGUGCAUCGCCCAAAAUCGAUUCGGCCAGGUAGAACAGUUCCAAACGUUCAUGGUCAAAGGUCCUCGUGUGUCACUGGCUUGGAUAAUCGCCAUCGUGAUUCUGGUGCUGCUGUUGAUCGGUCUGAUGACCUACUUCUGCAUCAAGAUCAAGAAGGAAAAAACGAUGCGCAAACAGCUGAUGGAGGACGGCCUGAUCUACUUCGAGGAGGGCGCCCUGGACUGCAUCAAUCCCGAACUGACGAUCGACGAUCAAGCCGAGCUCCUGCCGUACGAUCGAAAAUUCGAGUUCCCGCGCAGCAAUCUGAAGCUGGGCAAGCAGCUCGGCAGUGGAGCCUUCGGCGUCGUGAUCAAGGCCCAGGCCCGGGGCAUCCUGCCCGAAGAGUCCGUCUCGACGGUGGCCGUGAAGAUGGUGCGCCGCAACGCCGAGCCCGCCUACAUACGCGCCCUGGCCAGCGAGCUCAAGAUCAUGGUGCACCUGGGCAAGCAUCUGAACGUCGUCAAUCUUCUGGGCGCCUGCACGAACAACAUUGCCAAGCGCGAGUUGUUGGUAAUCGUGGAGUAUUGCCGCUACGGCAAUCUGCACAAUUAUCUGCUGAAGCACCGGGACGAUUUCAUCGAUCAGAUCGAUCCCAAUACCGGUGACAUCGAUCCCGAUAUCGGUUACGACAUCAUCUGCAACGCUCGUAGCAGCACACGCAACAGCAAGGUAAAGUACGCCGCUUUGUCGUUUGCUCGUAGCGUGAGCGGCCAAUCGGCCAACCAGCAGACCACGGCCUCGACGACGCUCAUGACGACGAGCGGCGGCAACAGGACGGGCUACAGCGAGGCCGUCACCUACGUCGCCGACACGGAGGACGUCGCCGGAAUCGGCGGCGGCAACGUCAACGACGGCCUGGUGGACUCGGUGGGCUCGCAGCAGCAGCAGCCCGAGUGGAGCACCAACUAUCAGGGCGACUACAAGGAGCGCAACGUCAAGCCCAUCUGCACGCAGGACCUGCUGCUCUGGGCGUUCCAGGUGGCGCGCGGCAUGGAGUAUCUGUGCAAGCGCAAGGUGCUGCACGGCGACUUGGCGGCCCGCAACAUCCUCCUGGCCGAGAACAACGUCGUCAAGAUCUGCGACUUCGGCCUGGCCAAGUCCAUGUACAAGGACGAGAAUUAUCAGAAGAAGAGCGACGGCCCGGUGCCGAUCAAGUGGAUGGCCAUCGAGUCGAUACGCGAUCGCGUCUUCUCGACCCAGUCGGACAUCUGGUCGUUUGGCAUCGUCCUCUGGGAGUUCUUCUCGCUCGCCGAGACCCCCUAUCCGGGCAUGCAGGCGGAGAAGCAGUACCAAAAGCUCAUCGAGGGCUACAGAAUGGAGCGACCCAAAUACGCCACCGAAGAUGUAUAUUCGAUUAUGAAAAGGUGUUGGAGAUCGAAGCCGGUUCUCAGGCCGUCGUUCUCGGAAUUAGUCGACAGCUUGGGUGAUCUCAUGGAUGAACGUAUCAAGCAGGAGUACAUCGAGAUGAACUCGCCGUACAUGGACUUGAACGCGACGAAUCAAGAGGACAACAAGGACUACUUGACCAUGAUGGCCUCCCCGGAUCAUUCGCUUCUCGCCUCGCCGAAUCACGACUACGUCAAUUGUCCCAACGUACUUUCGGACGCGCCUACGACCCGCAGCCCCAGCGACGACACGUCGGGCGUAUUCGGCAGUCCCAGAGGCGACGCGUCCUCGUCCUCGUCGCCCUACAAUCCACGCUUCGAUUUUCCCAAUACUUCGUCGUCGCGCCACAACACCACCACCAAUUCGCAUUCGGACAACGAAGAGGCGGCGCCGAUGCUGCGAAAAGUCGAGGAUCCCGAGGAGGAGCUCGACGCGGACAACUACCUCAAGCCGAUCGAUGUGAAGAAGAAACGCGAGAACUUCGUCAAGCAGCAGGAGGAAGAAAAGAGCAGAGAACGAACGGCAUACGAUCGCGACUCGGGCUAUUGCAAUACGCCCAAGAAUUUCGAGCUGGUCGACGUCAAGGUUCACGAAUUGAGGCCACAGCCAGCGCAGCGGCGGCAGCAGCAACAGCAGCAGCCACAGCAACAUUAUCGAAAUCUCGACGAGAUCGAUAUGCCAGGAGUGAUAAUACACACGCAGGACAAUUACGUCAAUAUGCCGCAGCAGAAAACUGAUUUUCUCAAGGACAGCUCAGUGGACAAGAACUUUUUGAAUCCGAGUUAUAUAUGGGCUGAGGCUCGAAAAACUGAUAUACUAGAAUAAGGCGAAUCGAGUGAGAGUUGAAUGAAUUAUAAUUUUUAUUUGAGCGAAUCUGUCAGUUGUGAGAUUAUGUGAAGUUAGAAAGUAAUUUUUUUAAAAUGUAAGGAUGAAUUUAUGAAGAGUUUUUUUGAGUAAUUUUGUUACGUUGUAACAAAAUAAUAUAGGAUACCUACAUACUCGCUGGAAGUAACGUUUCGAAAUCCAUUUUUGUGCCAUUUGCGAUGCUUGCUAAAAUUUUGAAUUUAUAAGCUCGAACGUGUGGUACGAUAAUUUUUCUGAGAUGUCUAAUACUUGUGAUUAUUUCGAAUUGUAUAAACAACGAGCAAUGGUACAGAAAACCAGGCUCGCGUCGUUAUACUGCCAUUAAACAAUCACAUAGGGCUUUGAAUGUACUACAGUUCUUUCUCAUUGUUCGAGUCGUUAAAAAUGACUAAUUGCUACUUAAAUGUAAGUUAUGUGUUUGUAAAUGAAUGUGUUUUUUUGUAUUCUGUGUUGUCUCGUUGAGAAUUUACGGGUUUUCAAUGACAUAAUGAUGCUCGGUAAAUAAAAUCAAUUUUUUACGCGCGAAUGUUCAAUUCUAUACUUACGGGUGUAUAGGAUACACGCCCGAGUGAUUUUUAUCGCUGAAUUUAUUAUGUUUUAAGCCUACCGAUAGAAUUAGAAUAGUAGAAAACGCGAACAAAUUAUAUAAUGAAAUAGAUCAUGUAUUUCUGUACAAAUUGUCAUGUAACAUAUAAUAAAAUUGUAAAUAUUUUUUGUUUUUAUAUUAAAGUAAAUUUCUACAUAGUA